Aedes aegypti (yellow fever mosquito) is the source of this 3162-nucleotide messenger RNA. Its product is annotated as toll-like receptor 6. The record is from RefSeq and is a predicted model, not a curated record. The coding region runs from base 529 to 2553 and encodes 674 amino acids. Lineage: Eukaryota; Metazoa; Arthropoda; Insecta; Diptera; Culicidae. Gene Ontology annotation, molecular function: protein binding. The transcript has 5 exons. Gene Ontology annotation, cellular component: extracellular matrix.
AAUGAGAAAUUUCCUUGCCUUUUCCAGGUUGGCACGGAAAGAAGAUUUUGUUAACGGGGAGGAUUCAAAUGCAACGCUAUCUGAAAUUGCUCUGCCCCGAGUUCGAAAAAGAGCCUGGCAAAGAAUCAAUGAAAGCUGGCCUGCAUCUAUUGAGGAUAACAACAUUGCAGUAUCAUUACAUAUCUGCAUCAAUCAGAACAUUUGACAGAGCAGCAAACGGCAUGAACUGCCUCGAGUUCGAAAAAGAACCCAGCUUCUGGAGAGUCGUGCAGAAAAAUCAAUGAAAGCUGGCCUGUAUCUAUUGAGGAUAACAAAGUUGCAGUAUCAUUAUCUGCAUCAAUCAGAACAUUUGACAGAGCAGCAAACGGCUUGAACUGGCUUGAAGUCGGAAAAAAAUCUACCUGUCGAAUAGUCACUCAAGUGAAUAAAUGAAAGCUGGCCUACAUCUAGUGAGCGUAACAAAAUUACAGUACCAUUAUCUGCGUCAUCCACAACAUUCGACAGAGCUGCAAACAAACCGAAGUGACAAUGUAUCUAACGUCAAUGCUUCUAUCAAUCUCCGUCAUGGUGAUCAUUCAAAAAAUCAUUGCAUACGACAUUUGUCAAAUCAUUGAACCGGAAAAGCCCAUCACCAAUGAGAAAAUGUACGCAGCCUAUCCAUAUCUUCACGAGUUGGACAUGAGUUAUCAAACGACAUUCGACUUUCCAAAGCAUCAGGUUCUUCUGGAUCACGAAAGACUAACGGCAUACAUUUGCAAUUACUGUGGCAUAAAAUUAAUCUUCAAGCAAACCUUUUCCAAACUGCCGCAACUAAUGCAAAUUGAGUUAAAAAAUAACGCUCUGGAAUACGUGCAUCCUGAUUCAUUCAAGCACAACACCCGAUUGGAUCAAAUAGAUUUAUCCGCAAAUAAGUUGGUUACAUUCAACUCACAAGCCACUCUGCGACACAUAUCUUUAGUAUCGAUGUUAGAUCUGAGUCAAAAUCUAAAAUUGGAUAUCAACCGGGUAAAGCUGGAAAGUAACAGACUGAUGAUAUUCAAUUGCAACAAUUGCGCAACAACAUACCUCGACAGAAAUUCGUUCGCCGGUAUGUCGGGACUGUCACAGGUCAACUUCAAAGAGAAUAUGAUUGAGCAGAUUCAUUAUGAUGCACUAAAAUCGUUAAAUCAUUUAAAAACUCUUAACAUCGAUGGGAACAGAAAUUUAACGAUGUUGAGUUUUACGUCAAAAUCACUAAAACGGUUGAGUGCCGAGAAUUGCUCACUGGAAGGAACGCUGCAAACAUCAAAUCUGCCCGAACUAAUAAGCAUCAAUGUACGCGGGAAUCGUAUUACACACCUGGACGAGCUUAGCCUCGUGGCUAAUUGGAAGAUCAACAGUUUACUACUGGACGACAACGAACUUCAAAAAGUUCCAGAGAUAGUCAUAAAGCUGCCACAUCUUCAGCGCUUAUGUCUCGACCGAAAUCUACUUCAACCAUACGAGAACAUCUAUGAAGCAACCUCAGUGUAUAAAGCCAAAUUUUUAAGGCAGAAUUGUUCUCAAGACGAUGACUUCUAUCACAAGUUUGAGUAUCAACUACCGAACAGAAACGGAGUAGCAGUUUAUAAGAAGAAACCAGUGCACAGUGUUUCCAAUGGUGGUUCAAUGGUAGAUCUUUCAGGCCGGAAUAUUAUUUUCAUCGAACAAGAUUACCUAAUCGAAUAUGCAAAUGUAUUGGAAUUUACUUUUGAUAACAAUCAUAAUUUUGACUUCAAAGAAUCGAUGCCGUUCCUUGAGAGCAAUACAGUCGAAAUACUGUAUAUGCGAAACUGCUCAAUUACUGCUCUCAACAGCUCUACAUUCGCGAAACUUCCAAAACUCACUUCCCUGCAUCUUCAGGGCAAUCAGAUUCUAUCUCUUCGAAGUACAUCAUUUUAUCCACGACAUGGAUUGACCUAUAUCAACUUGGCCAGCAAUAAUCUCCAAUUGAUAUCGCUUACGGCGUUCCAAUAUCUUGAAAUGUUGAAAGUACUUAUCCUGGACGAUAACCGACAAUUUUUAGAAACAAACAGACCGCAUUUUCUUAUCAGCAUAUCGAUAAGCAAUCUCAGCUGUGAAAAUUGUGGAUUAGAACGAUUGACUAAAGAAACUUUCGAUAUGAUGCCAAACUUGCGAGCGCUGAAUUUACACAAUAAUAACUUGACAUAUUUUGAUGUUGAUAUUCUAGACGAAUUGAACACGUUUUGUAUAGAUGAUUCAUAUCUUGAAGAUACGACUCUUCGUGAACUUGAAAGGCACAUCGAACAAGUGACUGAACUAGAGACCGACUGUAAAGAACAGAAUUUAGCCAGACUAUUGAGAAGUAAUGUUAAUAGCAAAAACAUUGUUCAUGAAAUUGUUGACACAACUGUGAUGACAGAUAACACGGAGGAAUCGAUCAAUGCGAGAUUUUUUGUCGAAAAGGCUCUUGAAAAUAUAGCACAGACAUCAACUGGCCAGGUGAUUGGCAUUAGAACAAUUGUGCUUCUCACUUCGAUGCUGCUGAUCGAGGCAUCGAUAUGGUUCGCAUAAAUAAAGGCUCCCCCAAAUAGAGGUGUUACCAACUGGGAGCACAGCUGGGUGAACGCAUAAGGCUUUCGCACCCUUCUUUUUCCAGCAGCAAGAUUGUAUGGGAUGUUUUGUUCAUUGUUUUCAUACGGAAACGGUUUCCGUAUGAAAACAAUCCAUAUUCGUUCGUGUACAGGAAAGAGAAAGGUGAUCAAACGUCAGAUUGCCUUAUACUGACUGAGUUGACAUCGAAACCUGUCAAUGUGAAACUGCACUCAUUAUCAUUUGUGAACUGAAAUCGAUCAGGAGUUGCGUAAGGAGAGCAAAUGAUUGUCAAUUGAAUUUGUUGCUAAAAUUUAUUUUUUAUUUCUAUAGUCGCUAAAAAUCUAAUCACGCUAUCAUAAAAUUCGGCCUAAAUUCAAAAGUAUCACAGUUUAUAUCACAGAAGAAAUAAGUUACACUAAAAUUUAAUUGUCAUACUAUUCCUAACCUAAAAACUAAAUCGCAGAUUGGAGUAAACGUGCUUGAGGAACAAUAGGGCAUCAUCAAGGAACUUAAAUAACGCUCUAGACCGAACUAAACAAACUAAAACUAAUAAAAUAAAAUUUAUAGAUUAUGACUGUUUCGCACAAA